GCCGUUCCUCACUGUACUCCUUUGAUGGAAGUGCUGUUGAGAGUCACCUUCUUCCUUACACAGGAGGUAAUGGAGGCCCAAAGGUAUUGUGGGCUGUAAAGGCAGUGUCCUUGUGGAGGUGGAGCCCAGAUUUUCGAACUCCACAGUCAAAAGCUCAGACUUUGGCAGGAGGGCCUGAAAAUCAAGGAUGAGAGCCCGACCUUCUGAGGAGCGCUGUCAGAAAUCCUGGAUUGAAGGAGUAUUCUGCAAGAGAGAAUGUAACAAAUUCAUACCCAAUUCAAAAGACCCUCACAGAUGUACUCCAGGAUGCCAAGUCUGCCAGAAUUUAGUAAGGUGUUACUGUGGCCGCCUGAUUCAAGAACAUCGUGGGGUAGACUCCACCUGGAGCUUCUCGUCUGCUGGAGGCAAUGCAGAUGAACAGUGGUCUGUUGAGAAACACACAGUGAAAAGUCCUACAGAUACUUUUGGCACCAUUAAUUUCCAAGAUGGAGAACAUAUCUACCACUCCAAGUAUAUCAGAACUUCUUGUGACACAAAAUCAGAUCAUUUGUUGCAUUUAAUGUUGAAAGAGUGGAAUAUGGAGCUGCCAAAGCUUGUGAUCUCUGUCCACGGGGGCCUCCAGAACUUCAAGAUGCCCUCCAAGCUUAAAGAGACCUUCAGCCAGGGUCUGGUAAAGGCUGCAGAGACCACAGGAGCCUGGAUAAUUACAGAAGGCAUCAACUCAGGAGUCUCCAAGCAUGUUGGGGAUGCUCUGAAAGCUCAUUCCUCUAAGUCCUUGAGGAAAAUCUGGACAGUUGGAAUCCCUCCUUGGGGUGUUAUUGAAAACCAGAGAGAACUGGUUGGAAAAGAUGUGGUGUGCAUGUACCAGACUCUGGGCCACCCACUCAGCAAACUCACCACACUUAACUGCAUGCACUCUCACUUCAUACUGUGUGAUGACGGGACCGUGGGCAAGUAUGGAAAUGAAAUGAAGCUCAGGAGGAAGCUGGAGAAGCAUCUCUCUCUGCAGAAGAUACACAGCAGCUCAAGACAAGGUGUGCCUGUGGUGGGGCUGGUGGUGGAAGGAGGCCCCAAUGUCAUCCUCUCAGUGUGUGAGACUGUCAGGAACAAAGAGCCUGUGGUGGUGUGUGAGGGCACUGGCAGGGCUGCGGACCUCCUGGCCUUCACCUACAAACACUUGGCAGAUGAAGGGAUGCUACGCCCUCAGGUGAAAGAAGAAAUCAUCUGUGUGAUUCAGAACAUGUUCAACUUUAGCCUUAGACAGUCUAAGCAUCUUUUCCAAAUUCUAAUGGAGUGUAUGGUACACAGGGACUCUAUGACCAUCUUUGAUGCUGACUCUGAAGAGCAGCAAGACCUUGACUUGGCCAUCCUUACUGCUCUGUUGAAAGGCACAAGCUUAUCAAUAUCAGAACAAUUAAAUCUGGCAAUGGCUUGGGACAGAAUGGACAUUGCCAAGAAACAUAUUCUAAUUUAUGGACAACAUUGGAAGCCUGGUGCCCUGGAGCAAGCAAUGCUAGACGCCUUAGUGAUGGAUCGGGUGGAUUUUGUGAAGCUCUUAAUAGAGAACGGCGUGAACCUUCACCGCUUUCUCACCAUCCCCCGACUGGAAGAGCUCUAUAACACAAAACAAGGACCGUCUAAUAUGUUCUUGCAUCAUCUUGUUCAAGAUGUAAAGCAGCAUACCCUUCUCUCGAGCUACAGAAUAACCCUGAUUGACAUUGGGCUGGUGAUAGAGCACCUCAUUGGUGGAGCGUACCGCAGCAGCUACACUCGGAAGAGUUUUAGAGGCCUCUACAACAACCUCUACAGGCAACAUAAGGGAGUGACGAGCUUUUCUCAGAGCCUUUCCAAGCACCCUGCUCACCAGAGACAUUCAUUGGGAAAUAUAAGGGAGUCUGCAGAAAGCACGCUGCAUUCCCAGUUCUUUAGGACUGCCCAGCCCUACAAAUCCAAGCAGGACAAGCCUGGAGUUUCUCAUAUAUUAAAAAAAUCAAAGGAAAGACAUAGCCAUUCAGAGGACCCUGAGUCUACGUGCUUUAUCUACCCAUACAAUGACCUGCUGGUUUGGGCUGUGCUGAUGAAAAGGCAGAAGAUGGCCAUGUUCUUCUGGCAGCAUGGGGAAGAGGCCACGGUGAAGGCAGUGAUUGCUUGUAUACUCUACCGAGCUAUGGCUCGGGAAGCUAAGGAGAGCAACAUGGUGGAUGAUACCUCAGAAGAGCUGAAAAAUUAUUCCAAACAGUUCGGCCAGCUUGCCCUGGAUGUGCUGGAGAAGGCCUUCAAGCAGAACGAGCCAAUGGCUAUGAAGCUGUUGACCUACGAACUAAAGAACUGGAGCAAUUCCACCUGCUUGAAGCUGGCGGUGACUGGAGGGUUACGCCCCUUUGUGUCACAUUCUUGUACUCAAAUGCUGCUGACGGACAUGUGGAUGGGGCGCCUGAAAAUGAGGAAAAACUCUUGGCUGAAGAUCAUCAUAAGUAUCCUCUUACCACCCACCAUUUUGACAUUGGAAUUUAAAAGCAAAGCUGAGAUGUCGCAUGUUCCACAGUCUCAAGAUUUCCAGUUUACAUGGAAUUACAGUGACCAGAACCUCAGUAGCACCAAAGAAAGUGCUUGUGUGAAAGACUCUGAUUUGGAAAGAGGACCUGAUGAGAAACCGGAUGAAAAUCAGCACUUCAGCUUAAGAAAUGAGCCCCAGAGCCUGCCUUGGACCAGGAGAAUCUAUGAGUUCUACAGUGCUCCCUUCGUCAAGUUUUGGUUUUACACGAUGGCUUAUUUGGCAUUCCUCAUGCUGUUCACUUACACGGUACUGGUAGAGAUGCAGCCCCAACCCAGCGUGCAAGAGUGGCUUGUCAUCAUUUAUAUCUUCACCAAUGCCAUUGAGAAGGCCAGGGAGAUUUGCAUUUCUGAACCAGGGAAGUUUACUCAAAAGGUGAAGAUGUGGCUGAGUGAAUACUGGAACUUAAUGGAAACUGUGGCUAUUGGCCUAUUUUUGAUUGGAUUUGGUCUUCGCUGGGGUCGCCCACCUUUGUACACAGCAGGAAGACUCAUUUACUGCAUAGACAUCAUAUUCUGGUUCUCUCGGCUCAUGGACUUCUUUGCUGUGAAUCAACAUGCAGGUCCUUAUGUGACCAUGGUUGCAAAAAUGGCAGCAAACAUGUUCUACAUUGUGAUCAUGAUGGCCAUUGUUCUGCUGAGCUUUGGUGUGGCACGCAAAGCCAUUCUUUCACCGAAGGAGGCUCCGUCUUGGAGACUGGCUCGAGAUAUCGUGUUCGAGCCAUACUGGAUGAUGUAUGGUGAAGUGUAUGCUUCUGAGAUAGAUGUUUGUUCAAAUGAAGCAUCUUGCCCUCCGGGUUCUUUUCUUACUCCAUUCCUGCAAGCUGUCUACCUCUUUGUGCAGUACAUCAUCAUGGUGAACCUGCUCAUCGCUUGCUUCAACAACAUUUACUUAGAUAUGAAAUCCAUCUCAAAUAAGCUGUGGAAAUACAAUCGCUAUCGCUACAUCAUGACCUAUCACCAGAAGCCCUGGCUGCCCCCACCCUUCAUCCUGCUGAACCACCUGUGCCUGCUCCUCCGAGGUCUGUGCUGUCGUCGUCGAGCACUGCAGGACCAGGAAGAGGGCGACGUAGGACUAAAACUGUACCUAAGUAAGGAAGAUCUGAAAAAGCUUCAUGAUUUCGAGGAGCAGUGUGUGGAGAAAUAUUUCCAUGAGAAGAUGGAAGGUCUGGAUUGUAGCUCUGAGGAACAAAUCCGAGUGACGUCAGAAAGGGUUUCAGAGAUGUUCUUCCAACUGAAGGAACUGAAUGAAAAGGUGUCUUUUAUAAAGGAUUCCCUCCUGUCCUUGGACAGCCAGGUGGGACACCUGCAGGAUCUCUCUGCCCUGACUGUGGACACCUUGAAGGUCCUUUCUGCUGUUGACACCUUGCAAGAAGAUGAGGUUCUUCUGGCCAACAGAAAGCAUUCUUCUGGCAGAAAACGUCCCCACAGCUGGACAAACGUCAUCUGUGCAAAUGUUCUAGGCGGCAAGGAGAGCUCUGGAGAGAAGGAAUUCCAGUUCUAUAGCAUGCCCCCUUCUUUGCUGCAGAACUUAGCUAGAAGCCAGCUUCCCCCAAGAGAGAAGAGAGGUACCUUCCUGCAGACUACACACAACAAGAGAGAGGCCUCCCAUGUAAGAGAAGACCAGGAGAAGCAAGAAACAGAAUCAAGUACAGUUGCCUCUGGGGUAUCCCAUGUCAGUCAAGCACACUCUAGGUAUGGCCAGUUUCUUCUGGUCCCUUCUUCUGAAAAGGAAGUUCACUUGUCUUCAGAAACUGUCUCACCUCUGAUCAGACCGUCUGAAGAGGCAGAUGCAGAUGCUCUGGUAAAGGAACAUACCUCCCAAAGGGAGGUCCCUGUCCAUCUGCCUGAGCAGACCCCUACUGCCUCCCAUCAGCCAUUGGUGGCUGAACGCAAAGAGCAGCAUGAACCAGUCACACAGACAUCAGACAAACAUGACAAGGUAGAGCAAGGUUCCUCACUCACUUUGAAUUGCACAUCUGCAUGCAUGACAAUGACCUCUCUCCCUUCUCCAGUCAUGAACUUGGAAACUGAAGGUGGAUAUGUGAACUGGGCAUUUUCAGAAAGUGAUGAAGCUGGUGUGUUUAGUUUCAGGAAGAAAUGGCAAACCUGCUUGCCCACCAUUUGUAACACUACUCAGGGAGGAGAAUGCCCCGGGAAGAUCCGAGGCAGGUUCCUAUUGAGUAACUCAAGAAGACUGGCCCAGAGGAAUGAUUGCUCAGCCGUGGUGGGGCUGCGGCCUCAGUCAAGGUGUUUUUGGAUCAAUCCUCUCCGCAGAAACAGACUUCUCUUUAGGAGUCAUAGUUUCAGAUUCCACAAGGAGGAGAAACUGAUGAAGAUCUGUAAACUGAACAGUCAUUCAGGAUCCUCAGAGACAGGGAUCAAAGCAAAACUCCUAAUGAAAGACAGGAGCCUGUCAAAGAAAAAGAAGAGAACUCAAGGCUUCCAGGUGCCUGUCAUAACAGUCAACACCUGCUAUCAAAGUGACCAACUGAAUUCAGAGCCAAAUGAAAACAACACUUCUGAAGAGAAUUGCAGCAAGAAGCUUCUGUCAGUGUCCCAGUUCAGCCAGAUAAGUCCAGAACCUUAUAUGUGUCAGAAAAGGAAAAUGAAAGAAAUUGAGCAACAUUCCGCACAAGUCGGUGAUCACCUGAAGCGGUCUCAAGAGGACCUGGGUGAAAACUCUUUGUGGAAUUCCUGGAGCACCAGCCUCUAUAGGAAUUUCCUGAUGAGAAGCCCAAAUGAAGUUGACAAGAUCUCAGCCUCCUUAAAAAGCCCUCAAGAGCCUCAGUAUCAUUAUUCAGCCAUUGAAAGGAAUAAUUUAAUGAGGCUUUCUCAGACUAUACCAUUUACACCAAUCCAGCUGUUUGCAGGGGAAGAAGUGACCAUCUACAAGCUAGAAGAGAGCUCUCCUCUGACCCUCGAUAAAAGCAUGUCCUCUUGGUCCCCGCAUGGGAGAGCCGCAAUGAUCCAAGUGCUGUCACAAGAGGAGAUAGAUGGGGGCCUCCGCAAAGCCAUGCGGGUCAUCAGCACUUGGUCUGAGGACGAUGUUCUCAAGCCCGGGCAAGUUUUCAUCGUGAAAUCCUUUCUUCCUGAGGUUGUGCAGACGUGGCAUGAAAUCUUCCAGGAAAGCACUGUGCUUCAUCUUUGCCUUAGGGAAAUUCAGCAACAAAGAGCUGCACAAAAACUAAUCUAUACUUUCAACCAAGUGAAACCACAAACCAUUCCCUACACACCAAGGUUCCUGGAAGUUUUCCUAAUCUACUGCCAUUCAGCCAACCAAUGGUUGACCAUUGAGAAGUACAUGACAGGGGAGUUCCGCAAGUACAACAACAACAACGGGGAUGAAAUUGCCCCCAGCAACACCUUGGAGGAACUGAUGCUGGCUUUCUCCCACUGGACCUACGAGUAUACUCGGGGAGAACUGCUGGUUUUGGAUUUACAGGGUGUUGGAGAAAAUUUGACAGAUCCAUCUGUUAUAAAACCUGAAGAUAAACAAUCAAGAGGAAUGGUGUUUGGACCGGCCAAUUUAGGGGAAGAUGCAAUUAGAAGCUUCAUUGCGAAACAUCGCUGCAACUCCUGCUGCCGGAAGCUGAGACUCCCGGAUUUAAAAAGAAAUGAUUAUUCCCUGGGAAGUGAGAAUUACAAAUCUGGACUUGAGAAAAAAUCAAAACCACCUGAGGGGAUUCCAGCAGGAGAAAGAAGCAGAAGUUCCCUGGAAGACCAUACACGACUGUAAAAAGUGUGACACAAGAAGUGA
This is a messenger RNA of Nannospalax galili (Upper Galilee mountains blind mole rat), 6313 nucleotides long. RefSeq names its product transient receptor potential cation channel subfamily M member 6 (gene Trpm6). Gene Ontology annotation, molecular function: ATP binding; protein serine/threonine kinase activity; monoatomic cation channel activity. The transcript has 39 exons. NCBI's taxonomy places the organism in Eukaryota, Metazoa, Chordata, Mammalia, Rodentia, Spalacidae. The coding region runs from base 188 to 6292 and encodes 2034 amino acids. Gene Ontology annotation, cellular component: apical plasma membrane. The record is from RefSeq and is a predicted model, not a curated record. Gene Ontology annotation, biological process: protein phosphorylation; protein tetramerization; monoatomic cation transmembrane transport.